This is a messenger RNA of Necator americanus (New World hookworm), 1437 nucleotides long. RefSeq lists its product as uncharacterized. Lineage: Eukaryota; Metazoa; Nematoda; Chromadorea; Rhabditida; Ancylostomatidae. The coding region runs from base 1 to 1437 and encodes 478 amino acids. The transcript has 15 exons. Gene Ontology annotation, cellular component: plasma membrane. Gene Ontology annotation, molecular function: dipeptidyl-peptidase activity. The record is from RefSeq and is a predicted model, not a curated record. Gene Ontology annotation, biological process: proteolysis.
AUGCGUUAUUGGAGAAGACAGUUCCCUGUCUCAGUUCCUUCACCCAACACAAGUAUGGAAACCUCGCAGAAAACCUUCGGAAAUCUUUUUGAAUUGGGCAGAGGAGUACAGCAAGAAAGAGGGUGGAAAGGAAUCGCGACUCUACUCGUCGUUAUAUUUGUUUGUUCACUGAUUGGCUUAGCCUUCCACCUACUCACACCAAGAGGAGAUAUUCUAGCCCAAGACGACAACGUCUCACAAUCGGUUCGAAACCACCUGCUGAAACGACCGCCACAAGCAUGGAUCAACAAAGCGCAUUUUAUAAGCGACAAUGCAAUCGUCUAUACCGAUCUAUAUCUUGGGCCUGUCCGAUUGUCUCUAGACAAAAUGGAGCCAGAACGCCUACUUAAUUAUAGUCUGGGCAUCUUCAAUCCAAUACCUUCAUACGACUAUCGAUAUUAUGCUCUCUGUAAACGGAGGUCUUCCUCUGUCACAAGAAAAUUCAAUGGUAAAUAUGUGGUCUCGAUAGUGGAUAGAGAGUUAUAUGCUGUGCAUGAGACCAAUUUUAAUGGGUCUUCUAAGGAAUUGACCGAACGAGUGUCUUAUAAGGUGGGCGUUACAAAAACCGACGGCGAAACACUGCGGUUUUUUAAAUGGAGUCCCAUUAGUUACGAAUAUGUUUUCUGGCAAGAUGGCCAUCUCUACUACUCAGAAUCUCCCGAGUCGCUCACUACUUCAGUUCGGAUAACCAGCGAAGGACUGAACUGGGAGUAUGAAAUUGCCGAUCCGUUUUAUUCUGCGAACGUUUUCGAUCAUGAAUGGAAGACCGUUUGGUGGUCUAAGAAAGGCAAAAAGCUGGCUUUUCUCAGUAAGGAUAAAGUGGAGGAAAAUUCUAUGCUGAUGGUCAGCUACACAGAUCAGGGAAGCUAUCCGAGUGUGAUACAACAGAAGUGUACGAAAACUAACGAGAAACAAAUACCAGCAUUCAUUCUUUUCGUAUGGGAUAAGGAGACCCGAGAACUGAAGCAGAUGGACGUGAAACUAAGGAACAGAACAGCAUAUCACUAUCCUUAUGGAGUGCAAUGGGUGGUGAUGCGAGGCGAAGAAUUUCUUGUCACUUUUUGGGCAGAUAGACUCCAAACGCACAUCUCCAUGACCAUCUGUGAUCACACGUCGGGUAUUUGUGAACUGAUGUUCGAACACGAGUAUCCUAGCAAAACGUGGCCGGAAAUUUCCGAUUUCUCAUCCGCAUUGAGCAGUGACGAUGCCAUUUAUAUCCUUUUGCCGCGAGCUAUGCCGGAUGGAAACAGUUACCAACACAUAGCUAAGCUAACUAUUCAGAGAGGUACUUCGAGAGGAGCAGAAGUUAUGAAAUGGGCUAAGUCAUCAUUCCUUUCAAUAGGAAACUUUGACGUCGUGGAAUUAAAUGCCUAUGAUAAAAACAAUGACAUCGUGUAA